AAUGCUAACAUCUCGCUAGUGGAAAGUGAACUAGCUUCACUACAUGUAGAGAUACUUUUAAAUGCAGUUGAGGUUUGCUGAAAUCAGAUGUUUUUAGCACGUGUAAGUGUGUUGAAAGAUUUCGGGGCGUGGCUGUGAGGAUUUGUGUUCAUUCAACUACAAGAGCGUUAGUGAAGUUGAGGUCAGGCGCUGAUGUCGGGAUGUCGACGAGGCUCCAGUUCCAGUUCAUCCCAAAAGGUGUUCAGUGGGGUUGAGUUCUCGAGUUCUUCCACCUUAAUGCACAGGAUCAUCGUCAUGCUGGAACAGGUUUGGGUCUCUUAGUUCCAGUGAAGGGAAACUGUAAUGCUAGAGCGUACAUACAAGACCUUCCAUGCAAUUGUGUGCUUCAGACCAUGUGUCAGCAGUUUGGGGAAGAACCUCAUAUGGGUCUGUCUGACAGGCCAGGGUGCACAUACUUUUGGUCAUAUAGUGUAUGUUUGUGACACUGUUUUAUGUGAUUCCUCCGUAGUUAAAGAAUUCUUGGCCCUCGCCAGGGAAGACUUCCUCAGGAAAUGGGAGAAUCCUGCUCAGAAUACAGCAUCUCUGGACCAGUUUGAUUUGCUGAAGACUCUGGGAACAGGCUCGUUUGGCCGCGUGAUGCUCGUCAGGCACCGGGAGAAUGGCCAGCACUACGCCAUGAAAAUCCUCAACAAGCAGAAGGUGGUGAAGUUGAAGCAGAUUGAACACACUCUGAAUGAGAAACGCAUCCUGCAGGCAGUCAGUUUUCCUUUCCUAGUACAACUUGAGUACUCCUUUAAGGAUAACACUAACCUGUAUAUGGUGAUGGAGUAUGUUCAGGGAGGAGAGAUGUUUUCACACCUGCGCAGGAUCGGCAGGUUCAGUGAACCUCAUGCUCGGUUUUAUGCAUCUCAGAUAGUUCUGACGUUUGAGUAUCUUCACGCUCUGGAUCUCAUCUACAGAGAUCUGAAACCAGAAAACCUCCUCAUCGACCAGCAGGGCUACAUACAGGUGACAGACUUUGGCUUUGCAAAGCGUGUUAAAGGUCGCACAUGGACGCUGUGUGGUACGCCCGAGUAUCUGGCUCCGGAGAUCAUCCUGAGUAAAGGUUAUAAUAAAGCGGUAGACUGGUGGGCUCUGGGUGUGCUGGUGUACGAGAUGGCAGCCGGGUAUCCUCCGUUCUUCGCAGAUCAGCCAAUCCACAUCUACGAGAAGAUCGUCUCAGGAAAGGUGCGCUUUCCCUCACACUUCAGCUCAGAUUUGAAGGAGCUCCUGCGCAACCUGCUGCAGGUCGACCUCACCAAGCGCUACGGCAACCUGAAGAACGGCGUCAACGACAUCAAGGGCCACAAAUGGUUCUCCACCACUGACUGGAUCGCCAUCUACCAGAGGAGGGUGGAGGCUCCAUUUAUCCCCAAGUGCAGGGGUCCGGGGGACACCAGCAACUUCGACGACUAUGAGGAAGAGGAGAUCCGAGUGUCCCUCACUGAGAAGUGCGGAAAAGAGUUCGCCGAGUUCUAGCGUGUCCGAGUGAGAUGAGCGAGCGAGAAUUAGCAUGAUGGAUGUUUUUUUUUUUCCUGUGUGUAGAAUCAGCGCAAGCAGCUAAAAGGAGUACAGCGACGAGCCGGAAGGACAGACACCGUUGCCUUCGCCAUCCCGCUUCCUCGUCCACGUUCAUCACGUUUAUUCUUAAUCGUUUAUUUCUGUCUCCAUGCGGUUCGUCACGGCGACAGGGACACGUUCGAAGAGUCCUCACCUCAGGAGCACUCGACUCCGCCCGGCAUCUCUGCCACAGACUGUUGCACAAUAAGUGACACGUUUUGAUGCUUGUUUCUUUUAGGCCUGUGUGUUGCUGUACUGUUUUAAUGCGUUGAAAGGAUGACGGUGAGAAAAAGCCAUGAUUCUAUAAUGUUUAUAGUGUCGAGUAUAGAGCUUAUUACGAUAUUAUUAUUAUUAUUAUUAUUAUUAUUAUUAUUAGUCCCUGGAUCUGCCUGCGUCUCGACGUGCCGCGCUGAUCAGUCUCUGAAGUGUCACGUAUGAAAAACGUGCCAUCAGAUCAGAGCUCGUUGACAGAGCUUGAUGGUUGUUUAGUCGGAUUAACGGUUCUGACAUGUCCGCUUAAGUCCAGAAGCGUGUGCACUCUGCGCCCUUUAACAUGUGGAGAGGUGACUGAGAAAAGGACCUGACAUGACACUUUCAUUUACACCUUUGAUGUUGUUUUUUUCCCUGAAGGGAUUUGCGUUUUGUUUUUGUUUUUUUUGUUCGCGAACAGCUGUUUCAGCGCUGCUGUAUUUUUUCAGGACGUUAAAAUCAGUUUCCAGUUUCAAUUCUUUGGCUCUGCAAGCCGAUUCUAUAAACCGCGUGUAAAUCUGAUACGCCGUAUUGCUCAGAAAACGAAUGAAAGCGUUUUAUUUGUAUGUGCUACGAGUUGUGAUGUCACAAACGCACCAACGUAGUCCAUUUCUGCUGUAUUCGCAUCACAAAGACACAUUCGUGCUGUUUUAGGCUGCUCCCACACUUUAUUAAAAAAAAUGUAUUUAAAAAAAAAAAAAAACGCAUCACAAUUCAAAAACCAAAUGGGAAGCAAAUCACCGGAUUUUGGCUCGGUAUCGGUAUCAUGUACAGCUGGAAAUACAGUGGUAUCAGAAUGAGUAAAAAUACAGGAAAGUAACUGGCCAGAGUGUCUUUCGUGCUGAUAUGAAUAAGCGAAUCACGCAAUACGCACACGUUCUUAGCAGUCCUAGCUAAUGGUGGCUAACUAGCCUAGCGUGCUCUCUAGAUUAGAUUUUCUUUAUUAUCAGUAAUGCAGACAGAAUACAGAUCGGUGUGAAUCUGGAGAUGAGGGCGUCGUUUGCCUUUACUGUAGCUUUGAAGGCAAAAAUUCAAGAGAAUCUCUUCAUAUUCCUUAAACUGGUCCCCUGAUCGGUCUCGCAUUGGGCGCUUGAUGUCACAAAAAAAUACCAAAGGCAGCUCUUUUUUUUUUUUUUUUUAAGUGUUUGAAUUCUGCCUGCCUUUUGACGGAUUCCAUAUAAAACAUGCACUGACGCAUUGAGAUAAAAGAGUGUGAAAGCAGCCUAAUUGAUUUACUUAUUAAGCAAUAUUUUGAAAGGAAUUGUGUAACGCUGCAGGCUAUCAACGUUCAAAAAAGAAAACGGUGAGUGGCAAACAGAUCAGUGUCACCAAUCACAGCUCAGGUGAGCUCGUGUAUGAAGAAUUAGCUCUGUCCUCAACUUGGUACGUCUUAGCUUGAUGAACCCGUUAGUCUUCACCAUCGCGGAUUGACUGGUAACUGGAGUCUCAGUGGCGAUUUGCUAUGAAAAUUCAAUUGUGCUAUGUUUGUGCCUUUUAGAAGAAACU
This is a messenger RNA of Ictalurus furcatus (blue catfish), 3354 nucleotides long. RefSeq names its product protein kinase, cAMP-dependent, catalytic, alpha, genome duplicate b (gene prkacab). Bases 343 to 1518 code for a protein of 391 amino acids. Gene Ontology annotation, cellular component: cAMP-dependent protein kinase complex; nucleus. The record is from RefSeq and is a predicted model, not a curated record. Gene Ontology annotation, molecular function: ATP binding; protein kinase A regulatory subunit binding; cAMP-dependent protein kinase activity. The transcript has 9 exons. Lineage: Eukaryota; Metazoa; Chordata; Actinopteri; Siluriformes; Ictaluridae. Gene Ontology annotation, biological process: peptidyl-serine phosphorylation.